AUGACACAUAAGAAGCGAUCUGGUGCCAACAGGACGCCUGAGUUUCUCACCGACGUUAGUCUCCACUUCUUCACCGUACCACUGAUCGCCCAACUUAUUGCCCCAGCUCAUCACCAGAUUGAAAUUCUUUCAUCUAUUAGCGUCUUGGAAAAGGAAGUGAAUGGCAGGCCCAACAACACCAAGGAGGCCCUCAAGGCAGCCAACAGGAACGCCAUGGCCAACAUGGACCAGGAGAACCGUCUAAAAAACUGCUCCAGCUUAAGGUCGCGCUUGGAAAAAUGGGAGGCCGCUGAUGAUGACUUCUUCAGUAAUUGCUUUUUCAUUUCAUCGCUCCUCCGAUUUUUUCCCUAUGGACUUUUUCAUUUUCCUUCAAUGAUUGCUUUUUUCUUUCAUAUCUCAUAUUAUUUGGCCCCUUUCCUGUUUUUCUUCCUCUUCAAUGUUUCCUCCAUUUUUUCUUCUCUAAUGUCCUUCCGCAUCUUUCGUUGUUUUUUGGGGUUUUUUCACUCUCCAACAAUAAUACCUCUUUCCUUUCAUCUCUCCUUCUUUCUUCCACUCGUCUCUUUUUAUUUCUCUGGUCUUAAUCAAUCUUCUUCAGUGAUUUCUUCUUCCUUUCAUCUCUCCUUGUGUUUUCACUUCGUGUCUUUUCAUUCCUGUCGCCCUUUUCAGUCUCCUUCAAUGAUUCGUCUCCUUUUUCAUCUCUCCAAUUGUCUUUCCGAUCGUCUCUUUUCAUUCCUGUGGCCUUUUUCAGUCUCCUUUUAUGAUUUCUCGUCUCUUUUCAUGCCUGUCGCCUUUCUUCAGUCUCCUUCAUUGAUUCGUCCCCCUUUUCAUCUCUCCAAUUGUCUUUCAGCUUGUCGCUUUUCAUUUCUCUCGUCUCUUUUCAUUCCUGUCGCCUUUCUUCAGUCUCCUUUUAUGACUCGUCUCCUUUUUCAUCUCUCCAACUGUCUUUCCGAUUGUCUCCUUUCAUUUCUGUCGCCCUUUCAGUCUCCUUCAAUGAUUCGUCUCCCUUUUCAUCUCUCUAACUUUCUUUCAGCUCGUCUCUUUUCAUUCCUGUCGCCUUUUUCUGUCUCCUUUAAUGUUUCUCCCUCCUUGUCUCCCCUUCAAUCUUUCCCGUUAAUGAUUUCUUUUUCCUUUCUCUAA
Molecule: messenger RNA, 1137 nt
Organism: Acanthosepion pharaonis
Lineage: Eukaryota; Metazoa; Mollusca; Cephalopoda; Sepiida; Sepiidae
Source: the annotation of a GenBank genome assembly